Molecule: messenger RNA, 1527 nt
Organism: Aspergillus sclerotioniger CBS 115572
Lineage: Eukaryota; Fungi; Ascomycota; Eurotiomycetes; Eurotiales; Aspergillaceae
Product: NAD-dependent epimerase/dehydratase family protein
Exons: 1
Coding region: 222-1280 (352 amino acids)
Source: RefSeq, a predicted model, not a curated record
AUGAGCGCUGCGAGUCUACACGAUUACUUGCCUUGGUUACUCCGAUAUUGCCCCCUCUCGAGCAUAUACGGGGCUUAGGCUGGACGAAAAUGCCUCAUCGGAUGGGAUAUCUCCUCCGAUCCUUGCUAUAAGAGGGCCGGAGCCCCUUUAGAAUAACCCUCUCCAAAUCAAACAGCCCGAACAUCAAGCCUAAAUCUCUUACUUAUCCAACCCCCAGCAAUAUGCAUCGACGCACAGUCCUCAUCACUGGAGCCAACGGCUAUAUCGGAAACGCCGUUGCAAAGGCUUUCGCCAGGGCCGGCUGGACGACGUACGGCUUGAUCCGCAGAGCCGAAGAUGCCUCAGACCUAGCCAAACAUGAAAUCCACCCUCUCAUCGGCGCCCCUGAAGACUUUGGACCAUCACCCGAAUCCAAAUCAAAGCACUUCACUCACCCCGUCUUCGACGUCGUCGUCUCCAACACAGAAGACUGGUCCAACUACACCAAACACUUCAAAGAAGUGCACUCAAUGCUUCUACACAUCGGACAAUGCAGCAGCAACCAAGCCGGAAUCCGCCCUCUAGUCCUAUUCUCAAGCGGAUGCAAAGACUACGGCAUGACAGCCCACCACAACGAUCCAACCCUCACCCCUCACACCGAAACCAGCCCACUAAACGGCCUCCCCCUCCUCCUCCCCCGAACGCAAGCCAGCGCCAACCUCCUCCACACCAGCGCCAACCAACCCUUCGACAUCACCAUAACCCGCCCUACCCCAGUCUACGGCUACGGAUCCAGCAACUACGGCCCCAUCUUCUCCCUCGCAGAAACCCACAAGCACACCGGCGUCCUCCCCAUCCCCGCAAACCCCAACGUCAUAGUCCACGGCACCCACGUCGAUGACUGCGCCUCCGUCUACGUCGCCCUAGCUGAACAUCCCCAGCGCGACCAAAUCAUCAACCAAGCCUUCAACAUCUCCAACGCACGAUACGAAACCACCGCCGAAAUCUGCAACGCCGUCGCCAAAUCCUAUAACCUCUCCAUUGAAUACACCCCACCCAAACCCCUCGACGGUAUCAUCCCGGGAAUGGUCGACGCCAUCCUCAAUUACUCGCAAUGGGUCUCCUCGGACAAGAUCCGACAUCUGACCGGCUGGACAGAAAAAAGAGCUUACUUUGCUGACGGUAUCGAGGAAUAUCGGUUAUCGUAUGAGGCUGCGAUGGCUUCUGGACACCGUGGAACCGUGAGAUUGGAUUCUAUUUCUAGAGAUCCGGGUGCGUUUAGUCGGUCGAGUGAGGUGUGAGUUGUUAUUGUGUGGGUGGUGGGUGGGUUUACAGAACUUCUAUUGUUAGUUCAUGACGUCUUUUGUAAGUAGCAUUCAGCUGAGAUAUGCAAUGCGCAAAUCAUAGAUUGUGUUUUGCUUUUCGAAUAGUUACUUUCUGAGAUAAACCCCCUCCGCUGUUGUAUAGUUAUUCGAAUAGCAAUUACUAUUUCCGAUGCGCAGAAUCACUAUAUUACCUCACCAAUGCUUUUUUUUAUACUAGCUUCAG